Messenger RNA from Panicum virgatum (switchgrass), 1656 nucleotides. RefSeq lists its product as uncharacterized. Lineage: Eukaryota; Viridiplantae; Streptophyta; Magnoliopsida; Poales; Poaceae. The record is from RefSeq and is a predicted model, not a curated record. The transcript is spliced from 2 exons. The coding region runs from base 96 to 278 and encodes 60 amino acids.
CCCAUCGAUUCAGAGUCCAGACUUCAACUAGAAACAGAGGAACACGCGCGCCCCCGAUUCGGAAAGGUUAGCGCAGGAAGACUGCCGCAGAGGAGAUGGCGGGCGAGAUGAGCUGGGUGGGCAAGAAGAUCCACCUCUACAACGUCACCAUGGGCCUCUACAUGCUCGAUUGGUGGGAGCGGUGCCUAUUCAACAUAUUGGUGCUGAUCCUGCUCUGGUUCGUCUGCUUCAAUGGCUCGCGCUUCGCCACUGACGUCUUUGAGAGGUAUCUAUCGUAAUCUCUAAUCUAAUGUUCCGACAAAACUUUAGACUUGUUAGACAAAUUUAGUUAAUCUCUGAAUCUGCAAGUCCCAAAUUGUAAAGGGGAGCACAAACCGGUGAGUCUAGUAGAGGUCUGUUAUCUGGGCAUCUACCUACUCUGGCUAUGUUUCGCACAUGGGAUCUUCGUGUGGUGCUCUAUGUGUGUGAAGAAGUCAGUCCAUGGUUAUAACUGGAGUUAUUGGGACAUAAGUUCUUAAUUUUGUUCCAUCCAUUCCAAUUUGAAAACUGUAUGAGUGCAGGGGUUCUCCUUAGAAUUUGUUUGAUGCAUUGAAAAGUAGACAAAAUCAGAAUACAAAAUGAAUUUGAUGAAGAUUCUGGAAAAGAAACACUGCUUGGAACAUAUAAUGAUCAAGCUAUAAGCCUCAAACUGCCAGCGUUUUUCUAGCAGAUUUGUAUAGUUUUGCCCUAUGCAAGAUAGUGUAAUCCAGCAGAUCGAAUAUGUUGCAGUGCUAGGCUGUUGAAACAAAAAUAAUUAUGUACAGAAAUGCAGAUUUAUAUCUCUUGGUGGCCAAUUUAAUCAUUGGUUCUCAAUGCUAAGGUUGAUUUUUGUAUUUGAGGGCACCAGUUUAGCUGAAAAAUACUUCUCCAGUUGCAACUGCCCUGAGUCUAUCAUCUUCAAAGAAGGGGUUAACUAAUUGUUUAUGACCUGAAUGUGACAUGAGAUGGGAUAUUCCCAUACAACUGGGGUGUUGGAACAUUGGAACAGGCAGUGUUUUCCAGUCAUUCACAUUUGAGCUAAGCACCAGUCUGGUUAUUCCAAUCAUAGAAAAUUAGUAAACCACUACAUUUUCUUGCUGGUUGCCCAUCUCCAACAAAUAGACUGCUAACAUUUCAUCUACUCCAUUUCUGUCAACAUCUCAUCACUCCUCUAAAGGAAGAUUAAUCCAUCUUUUCUAUAUAAAAAACAAUUAACCAUUAUAAUUUUCUGCACCUUAAGUAGCUGCUUGAUAGUUACUCAUUCUCAUAAGGCAUGUUCUGAUUUGAAUUUUGACAAACAAAUCUGUUGAAUUAUAUGUGUGUUUAGUGUACAAAAGUUGUAUCAUUAGCAUUCUAUUUUGGAAAUACUUUUAUAUAAUUGAACUUUUAGCAAUUGGCAGUAUAUCAGUGAUAUUAUUUAUAGGUCAAAAUCCAUUUGUGAAGUAUUUUUUCCUAACCAAAAUAUACCCUGGGUAUAUGGAAGGAGCAGCUACAAACCCACCUCCCAUCUCAUUUUUGUGGCUUAUCAGUUUCAGUUAUUUGUUCGAUUUCUGUUCAAUAAUGACUAAUCAUAUCAUGAUCUAAACUUUUAGUUUUACAAGUUUGUGUGACUCAUGAACUUUAUUUCUAAUGAACCUC